Messenger RNA from Chironomus riparius, 1510 nucleotides. The record is from the annotation of a GenBank genome assembly. Lineage: Eukaryota; Metazoa; Arthropoda; Insecta; Diptera; Chironomidae.
CGCGUGAAUAUGAAAGUUUCAAUCGCAAUUGUUUUAUUUGCUGCACUCGAAUUAUUUGUAGACUGUGCAGACAUCAGACUUUUCGGUUGUAAAGUUACACAACCUGAGUGUCCUAAUACAGACAUUACGUUUUUCUUGUACACGAGAGACACUCAAGAUGAUCCAGUUCAGUUAGACUUGAGUGAUCCAAGUUCAGUGAUAAGAGCGAAUUAUGCCAUAGACAGACCGUUAAAAGUGCUGAUUCAUGGCUUUACUGGCGACAAAGACUUUUCACCUAAUUCACACUUACGACCUGCUUAUUUUGAGCAUGGUGACUACAACAUAAUAUCAGUGGAUUAUAAGGAACUAGCUAAAAGUCCAUGCUACCUUAGUGCAGUCAGAAACUUACAGACGGUCGCAAAUUGUACAGCACAAUUAAUAAACUAUUUUAUUGAUCAAAAUAUUUUUAUUCUCGAUGUUAUCCACGUGAUUGGAUUCUCUUUAGGUGCACAGGUGGCUGGAAUGGUUGCUAAUUAUAUGCCUGAAGGAAGGAACCUAAGACGAAUAACAGGAUUAGACCCCGCCAAGCCAUUGUUCAUCAAUGUUGGUAGUGACGGUCGAAUUGAUAGUUCAGAUGCAGAUUUUGUCGACAUAAUUCACACAGACGUGUUUGACAGAGGCUUGCUUGUUCCACUAGGCGAUGUAGAUUAUUAUGUAAAUGGAGGAUUUAAUCAACCUGGAUGUUAUGAACAAAUAGAAUUGUCACCAGGAAGUUGUAAUCAUGAUCGAGCACCAACAUACUAUGCUGAAUCAAUAAACUCCGAAGAGGGAUUUUGGGGAUUUCAAUGUGCUCACUGGUACCUCUACGUCCUUGGUGUCUGUCGAAAGGAAGACGAUGAUACACUCUCAUUAAUGGGAGAGUAUGCCAAUGACACGUCAAGAGGCCUGUACUUCCUGAGUACACAUAAAGAGAGUCCGUACGCACGUGGAAAAGACUUUUCUAGCAACAAUUGGGCUUUCUCGAGUUGGUUUGCUGGCACAGAUGUUGACAGAAAUCAGAUUUGAAUCAUCAAUCAUAUUUAAUUGAAUUUAAGGCAGAGUUGAGAGAAUGGGAUGGUCAGUGAUGCUCAGGAACUUGCGAUAUGGAAGCUUUACUAUGCUUGCAUACUUCUACUUGAUUUUUGUGAAAUAUACAAGAUUUAUGAAACCAAAUAUACAAAAAGUUACUAAAAUGAUAAACAACCAGCAACAACCAGUAAUCUCAAACUCUUUAAAUCCAUACCAAAGAGACAACAACGCAUUCUGCAGAAUUCAAACAUUUUCACGUCACGUUUUAUUUUCGUUACAUUUAAUACGGGAAACAAAGUCACAGAUCUCUUUCAUUCACCUUUUUACUCCGCUAGUUAAAUUGGAACCGACUGUAUUUCUUAUUAAAUUUAUUGCCACUUUAAGUUAUUGUUUUGACCACAAUGUAGAUUGUUAGAAAAAGAUAAAUAAUGAAAUAAAAGUAAAUAAUAACAAUUAAGAAAGA